Messenger RNA from Mustela erminea (ermine), 3501 nucleotides. Its product is annotated as superoxide dismutase [Mn], mitochondrial. The transcript has a single exon. The record is from RefSeq and is a predicted model, not a curated record. Gene Ontology annotation, molecular function: metal ion binding; superoxide dismutase activity. Gene Ontology annotation, biological process: superoxide metabolic process. Bases 91 to 759 code for a protein of 222 amino acids. Gene Ontology annotation, cellular component: mitochondrion. Lineage: Eukaryota; Metazoa; Chordata; Mammalia; Carnivora; Mustelidae.
GCGGCGCGGCCCGGGGUGCGCGUGUGUGUACGCCGGGCGCUCGGCGCGGCCACUCGGUCUCUGAGGUGUGGUCCGCGGGCAGAGCUCACCAUGUUGUCCCGGGCAGCGCGCAGCGCGAGCAGGACGCUGGUGCCGGCGCUGGGGUCGCUGGGUUCCAGGCAGAAGCACAGCCUCCCCGACCUGCCGUACGAUUAUGGCGCCCUGGAGCCUCACAUCAGCGCCCAGAUCAUGCAGCUGCACCACAGCAAGCACCACGCGACCUACGUGAACAACCUGAACGCCGUCGAGGAGAAGUAUCUGGAGGCGCUGGAGAAGGGUGACGUUACAACUCAGGUAGCUCUUCAGCCUGGGCUCAAGUUCAAUGGUGGAGGCCAUAUCAAUCAUUCCAUCUUCUGGACCAACCUGAGCCCUAAGGGUGGUGGAGAACCCAAAGGAGAAUUGCUGGAAGCCAUCAAACGUGAUUUUGGUUCCUUCGACAAAUUUAAGGAGAAGUUGACCGCCGUGUCUGUUGGCGUCCAAGGCUCAGGUUGGGGUUGGCUUGGUUUCAAUAAGGAACAGGGACGCUUGCAGAUUGCUGCUUGUUCUAACCAGGAUCCAUUGCAAGGAACAACAGGUCUUAUUCCACUGCUGGGGAUCGAUGUGUGGGAGCAUGCUUACUACCUUCAGUAUAAAAAUGUCAGACCGGAUUACCUAAAGGCUAUUUGGAAUGUAAUCAACUGGGAGAAUGUAACAGAGAGAUACAUGGCUUGCAAAAAGUAAAACAUGAUCAUUACAUUGAGCAAAAUAAGCUUCUAACGACUAUUUUUGUAGUAGUGCAGAGUACCGUAGUAUGCCAGUAAGCUGCUCUUUUGUAGCAUUUCUUAAUGUAGCUUGUUCAAGCAUUUGAUGAACAUGAUUUAAUGCUAUGAAUUUCUUGUUUUCAAAUUUUGUUAUUGGGCAACUGAAAAUAGUAAGUGCUUUAUUUGAUUUAGUCUUUUGGUUGAACAUCUUCUUCUGAGAGCUGAAACAGCCAGCAGGUUAUGAUUGCCAUCAUGAAACUGCCAAAAAGAUCUCAUCCCUGUCCUCUUAGGGCCUCCGGGGAAGCCUUUUUGCUCUUGUUCUGUUGCACUUGUAGAAAACCUGGUCCUUUGCCCAGUUGUUUAAUGAUAAAAGGUUAAAUUUGUUUCCCAAGGGAAAUGUUCAGUUUUUCUAUUGAAAAUUGCUCUUUUUUGUAAGUAAUCUGUCUAGUAGUAUUUGUGGUAGAUAUCACCCGUGGGCCUUUAAUUAUCUUUGGUCACAUGUUUCACAAGGUUAACACCAUUUUGUCUUUUAAAAAAAAUCACUUGAUUGCUAAUUGAGAAUUGCUCUAUUAUGAAAAGGAAAUAGUCAUGCAUUUGAAUUUUUCUGUUGGGAGAAAUAGGACUUUUAUGUGGAAUCUUGUCAUCAAACAGAAAUAUGUGUUAGGUGACUGCUCAAAGGAGACAAAUCUGAGCCUUAUUGAUAAAACAAAUGUUGGGGAUGAGGCCACAGACCAUUCUGGCCAAGCACUUGCCCCCAUCUCUGCCUGUUCACACGCACCCCCUGGAGAGCAGCAGCCUGGGUCGAUGCUGCCUUCCCAGAGCGGCAGGUGGUUGGUUUCUGGAUGUGGCCAGCGGCACGUCCCUGCACAGGAGCAUUGAUUUUCAAAGACUUGUUUUUGAAUUACUCCAUCAUAUUUGAUCUUCUUUUCUUUUAAACAAAUGCACGGUCACUAUAGAAGCUUUAUAUUAUAUAGUCCUUUAAGUAAAGGAAAGUGAUACCCAUAAUCCAGUGACACAGCCUGUCCAGUUGUGUUCUUGUUUCCUGCUUGCAGGACUGUUUAAAUGUAGCAGGGAGCCUCUUGUAAUUUGGCCUAAAUUGUCAUGCGCUCCAUGUUUCAUCAUUUCCCUUAUUUUAGGGGGCUGUAUAAUUGGACACUUGCUAAUUUAUCUUACAGUUCUGUUACUGAAUAUUUCAUUGGUUUCUAAUUGUUAUUUAUUCAGAUAAUGCUGUGGUGAGCAACCCACAUAGAUUUUACCUUCCAUGGGAAUAGUUUUUCUAUGUAGAUUUUUUUCUUAUGCCUAUUUAGUAACUGAAUGUUUUCCCGAGUUAGUAUAUUAUUUUUUCCCCAAGUUUAUUCUAUAUAUUUGGCAUGGAAAAAUGGGGUAACUUAGCAGUUUCGAUAUUGAAGACUGAAGUUUAAAAAAAUUUAAAUUUAAGGCACUUUUCUUUUAGAAUUCAAUUAGAAAGUAUUUAGGUUUUCUGAACGGUCGGCAGCGUUGAUGAGAGUAGUGAUGAGAGUAGAUUGAAGACACUGUGGGGACCGGGAUUGCCAUCCUUCUCCUGCAGCGAAGUGACUUCAUGGAGUCCAGUGAGAGCCGGGCUUACCGCUUGCACGUGUACAGAUGUAUGCACGCGUGCCUGUACGUAUGUAUGCAGACGCACACAUAUAUACGGAUAUAUACACACAUAUAAGUAUAAGCAAGGCAGUGAACUCUGUUUAAAUGGACCAUAUAGAAAAGUGGAACCUUCCUGAAAGACAGCGUUUUGAGCACAAGUAGUCUGCCAGAUCCUGGUUUGUAUUGAACCAGCAGGUACGCAGAGAUUACUGAUUCAUAUAAAACUUUUUGACUGUUAUUAAGCUUUAAGAUUUCAAAAAAUAUUCAGUGUUGAAAUUUCUAUGGGGCUCUAUUUUUGCUCUGAUUUUGGGUUGAGGGAACAAGGGAAAGCAUGCUGUUCUUCCCUAAGGUUUUGUUUUUUUCCUCCCCAUCAGAUAGAUUUUAAGAGACUAAGAUAAUUUACAGAUAAAGAUUUUAAUCAUUUGACAGAAAAUGAGAUUUCAACAUUUUUUUUAGCCCUGUUACUCAUAAUAGAAAAGAAAUAGAAAAAGUAAAAGGCACCUCUUCUGAAAUGAACCAUUCGUUGUUCAUUCAGGAGGGAUCUUUGUGACCAACUCAGCAGUGCUUGUUCUAAUCUUAAAUGUGCUUCAAACACCAGAGUGUGAUUAGUGCUGCAAGAAAACAGGGCAUGAGACAAAUACUGUCUCAAGUAGAAUCUGCUGCUGGAACUGUUGUGUGAUAAUUAGACUUUGAGGUUGAGAGAAACUACAAAUUUCACUGCACACCUCAAAUUCAUGAUCUUAAAAUGAGAUUUGAGUUUCUAGUAAUUAUAUAUUUAAAAAAAAAACAUCAUGAUGAUAAAAUUAAGAUUGAUGUGUGUUGUGAGUCAUCUAAAACUAGUUCUAAAUAGAAAUCUUAUUUCCUGUUAUAAUUGCAUUGGGAAAGCUGUUAGGUAGAAGUUUUAUAAAUCACUGUUUCUCAUUUUCAGUCAUACCUAAUGAUUGGGCAAGCAGAUGGCCUAUCUCUGAAGGUACGCAUCAAACCUGGGAUGCAUUAAAAAUCCUAUAAGGUCUUGGAUAGUUUUCAUUUAAUUAUCCAUUAGAGAAACAUUUAUUUUCCUAUUGUGUGAAGUUUUUUGAUUGUUAAUAAAAGAAUCUGUCAACUA